GAAGGUCCAUCAUAAAAUCGAAGCCCUGUCGACCCGGCUUCAUUUCUUCGAACUACAACAAUUGGGGAUUUUGGGAUUUGCUCGAUUAGCAGUAAGAAAACGAGAAAUCUGCCUGAUGGAUAAGCAGGAAAAGAAGGAGAAAUCAGAAGGAUUGAAUUCUGAAUCCAGUUUGAUGCGCAGUGUGGACGAAGAAGCGGAGUCUAACGAGGAUCGCAGCUUGAAAAUCUUAGAGAAGGCUAUGAUACCGGCAUCAUGUUCCAAUGUCAUUGAAGAGGAAGAAGCUGAGAUUUUGACGAAUAUUGAAAUGGUGUCAGGUGGAAUUGACAAGGGUUUCAAAAGCUUCUGUAGGAACAUGUUUCCGGAGGACAAAGCGAAGGAAAAGGAAAAUGUGGAUAAUACUAAAGCUAUGGAUAUUGGUGAUUGUGCAGCUGAAAAGAAUCCUGUUGGGGUCUCUGAUAAUGCUGUUCUACGAAGGCUUCUUCGGGGCCCCAGGUACUUUGAUACUCCAGAUAAGAGUUGGGGAACAUGCUAUAAUUGUGGUGAAGAGGGUCACGCUGCAGUUAACUGUACUUCAGCUAGACGUAAGAAGCCAUGCUUUGUUUGUGGAAGUUUCGAACAUAAUGCUAAACAAUGCGCAAAGGGAAAAGCUUGUUUCAUCUGCAAAAAAGGAGGUCAUCGUGCAAAUGAUUGCCCUGAAAGAAGCCGUGGAGGAUCCCAGAGUUCUAAAAUAUGUCUCAAGUGUGGGGAUUCUGGCCAUGAAAUGUUUUCAUGCAGGAACAACUAUUCUGACGAUGAUUUAAAGGAAAUACUGUGUUACAUCUGUAAGAGUUUUGGCCAUCUUUGCUGUGCAAAAUACCCUGAUAGUGGUCCGAGAGAAUUUUCCUGUUACAGAUGCGGUUUACUAGGCCAUACUGGUUUGGCAUGCACAGCAUCUCGUGCGGAGACUAGCUGUACUGGGUCACUUAAUCCCUGCUAUAGAUGUGGUGAAGAAGGUCAUUUUGCACGCGAAUGUACUAAUCCCAGCAGAGUCAAUAAGCGGAAACAUGAAUUAUCAACCCCCAAGAAGAAAGUCCCCAAGAAAAGAAAUGAGCAAAAAGAGUUCAAGUCUGUACCUCGUGAUUUUGGUAGGGCAUGGAAGAAGAAAGGAAAAACUGAAGGCGGAUAUACGUCGGGCUAUAAGGUGAAACGAAGGGGCGGUUGGGUCCCGGAUGAUCUUGAAGACUAUCCCCAAUCUAAUAAUUGGAGAUCUCCUUCGACUCCUAGAAACAAGAGAGCUAAGAUUUCGAACUCCAGUUCUGGUGGUCAUGCUUCUGUUUCCCGUUCAUCCAGAAAGUCCAACAGGCUUGAUUUUGAUAAUUCCGCUUCUUAUGGGUCAGGCAAUUAUCAUCACCAUAGAUUUUCAACAUCCGGUGAUUUUGAUCCUUCAACUUCUUAUGGGUCAGGCAAAUAUCAGCAUUACCAUAGGUCGUCAGCAUCGCGAUUUGGUAACAGUAGCCGUGAUAGGUGGAGGAGAAAUAAUGACUGGUAGUAGACAUUGUUACUCAUGUGUAAUAUAUUUGGUUAUUGGAAAGGUCUGAGAACUCGUCAUAAUUCACAGAGACUGGUUGCACAAGCUCAUUAGUUCAUCAGGGACUUUAUGGUUGUUUGUUCAAUGAGUGUGGAACUGAGGUCGAUCUCAUCAUAUGUUGUUCCCUGUCAUUUCUGUUUGUAAUUUGUUAUAUGUCUUUUGUUCCCUGAUGCAUCUUAAUUGAAUUGUUACUCUUCUUUUUGCCUGAGAGGCAUGUAACUUUAAAAAGUACAAGUUAAACUGCCAGCUGAAAUGCAAUUUCUAAUUUAUUUUUGAGGUAA
This is a messenger RNA of Solanum pennellii, 1848 nucleotides long. Its product is annotated as protein AIR1-like. The transcript is spliced from 8 exons. NCBI's taxonomy places the organism in Eukaryota, Viridiplantae, Streptophyta, Magnoliopsida, Solanales, Solanaceae. Gene Ontology annotation, molecular function: nucleic acid binding; zinc ion binding. The record is from RefSeq and is a predicted model, not a curated record. The coding region runs from base 116 to 1528 and encodes 470 amino acids.